AUUUCAAAUUCCGCGCGAGCUUUCUCUCUUUCCCUCCGCUCCAACUUGCUCCUCUCCAUUUUUCUUCCGCGGAGAACUAGCGGUGAUCAGUUUAUCCGGCAGCGUCGAGUUUUUUUGCUAGUACAGAUCCACAAUGGAACUAGCAGUUGCUGAUGUCACAAAUAAGCGCCUCAAACCUUCUGUGGAGGAUAAUGGAACCACACAGACUGAUAGUGAAGUUGCUAAGACAGUAGAAGAAGAAACUGCAGUUGCCACAUUGGCAUCUGAACAGAUGGAGCUGGAGAUUGCUAAUAUUCUUGAGAAGAUCAACCGUUUCACUAACCUGGUCUCUGAGCUGCUGGAAUCAGGGAAGUCCAUGCUGAAGGAAUUGAGUAAUGAGUUUGAAGAACGAAUAAUUUUAAUCCACAAGGAACAGAUGGAAAAGUGGCAAGAAGAGAUUAAGGAACUGCGCUUGCUUGAUACUUCAAAUGAGGAGGCUGAUGGUCUUUUGUUGAAUGCUAAAUAUCUACUUCAGAAUGUCCGGGGUGAAUCCUGAGCUAUUUGCACCAUUCUAAACCUUCUGAAUUCAAUAGGUAAGCUGUUCACGUUAUCCUGAGUAAUUGACUGUUCUGCAUUUCUAGUACUUUUGUCACCUAGCUUGGUACUUCUGUUCUCACUAAAAGAAGAAGAACCAAGCCUUAUAUGAUCCAUAGCUAUUGAGGAAUUGCUGCACAUUUUAUUGCUAACUGGUGUAAAGCUGCUUAGUAUUUCCCUUGAUAGUACUAGUUUUCUGACUGAUAAGUAUAUCAUAGAUAUCGCAAAUUGGGUAUGGUUAAUUUUUGGUGCACAAAUCUACUGAUUUUCUUAACGCUCUUCAUUUUGUUAUGGUGCUCUCCAAUCUAUUGUUCCUUUUGCUAUGUAUGUUGUGAGCCUGAUUCAUUAGUUGUUCAUAGCUAGCUGGUAGUCUUCUUAAUUUUCAUUCCAUCUAUUACUUUAGUUGCCUUAUUUGAACUAUGAUCCAAGGUACCAAGCUCUCACAGAUAUGUGAAAAUCAAUCAUAAUUCUGUUAGAAUUUUAUGGGGAAGUACAUACAUAAAAGUGAUUUUCGUUAUGCUCUCAGGUAGAAAGUAGAGUAGACUUUCCAAGUUUAAGAGCUGCAGUAUAAAUUACAAAGUACCUUUGUCUGUUUGGGAUUCAAGAUCCGUGAUAUCAUCUUCUUAAAAACAUGAUGAAACAAAUGAAUCUUUCGCCAUGGAGGCCUAAAAUAGGUAGAAACACACUGAAAAAACCAUAAGCAGUAAAUAGAAAUAGAGUUUAUUCUGUGCUUCCAGCGAGAAUGUAAAAUUGUCAGCUCAAUUUUCAUCAUUAGCUUUUGAUGUUCGCAAAAAGUUGUCAAACAUGGAUAAGAUAAGACUUCUCCAUAAACCAUCCAGAUGAAAAUUACAUAAACAGGAGAAGAAAAAAGACUAAACAAGUAAGCAAUCUAGAUAGAAAAGGAAAACUGAGAUAAACUCUUCUAAAGGUUUCAUAACCAUUUAAUAUUCUGUACUGGAGGCAUAAUUACAUACAUAGAAACAAAGCCUAAAACCCUCUUAAAUGGUAGAGCAAGAAAGAUGGUAGAACCUAAGUGAUCUAUAUAAGCUUCUUGUAAUUGAAAACAACCAAUUUUGACUCAAUACUUCUAAGAGUCGCCAACAGAUAUAGGUUGGCCAGAUAUUAAUCCAAGGCGUGAUCUAGAAUGUUGCCUGGUCAUGAUGACCUCCCUUGCUAAAGCCGGCCGGUCAAUUACAUUUCUCUCAGACUCUUCCUCCUUAAUCUUCUUCACUUGGCUAUGCAUAAUGUACUGACGAUGAUUGUCACCUUCUUGGUUUUGUUCAAAGAAUCCUUCUUCUUUCUUUGACAUGUUGCUGUUCUUCUUCUCCAUAUGAACUCUCUCCAAAAUAGGCAGUAUUCAGUUUUUCUCUUAAUAAAAUCACUGAAAUGGUUGCCUAUUAAUAUAGAUUUGGUGAGUUUGGUACCCAAACACAACCCCCAAGAUUUUUUUCUUCCCUUAAUUUGUGGUGGAAGUUUGGUCAUAAGAAGGGAGGGAAG
Molecule: messenger RNA, 2070 nt
Organism: Solanum pennellii
Lineage: Eukaryota; Viridiplantae; Streptophyta; Magnoliopsida; Solanales; Solanaceae
Exons: 5
Coding region: 134-535 (133 amino acids)
Source: RefSeq, a predicted model, not a curated record